Messenger RNA from Melozone crissalis (California towhee), 1189 nucleotides. It is a transcript of the gene CCR10, whose product is annotated as C-C motif chemokine receptor 10. Gene Ontology annotation, cellular component: membrane. Lineage: Eukaryota; Metazoa; Chordata; Aves; Passeriformes; Passerellidae. The coding region runs from base 95 to 1189 and encodes 364 amino acids. The transcript is spliced from 2 exons. The record is from RefSeq and is a predicted model, not a curated record. Gene Ontology annotation, molecular function: C-C chemokine receptor activity. Gene Ontology annotation, biological process: immune response; chemotaxis; G protein-coupled receptor signaling pathway.
AUCAGGAGCUUCACGUAGUCAAACCACAGGUUUGAAAGAGCUGAGACACCAACAUCUUCAGACCCAGAGGCCAGGAGAAAGGCUCUGCUGUGCAAUGACAGAGCAGGUGACUCCCAGCCCCAUCUCAACAGAGCUGAUGGCCACCACUGACUUCUACCCCUGGGAGGACGGGUACUCGGGCGAGGCCAGCAUGUUGCCAGAGCUCUGUGAGAAGGAGGCAGUGCAGGGCUUCGCCCGCACCUUCCAGCCCGCCGUGUACCUGCUGCUCUCGCUGCUGGGCACAGCGGGGAACGGGCUGGUGCUGCUCACACACACUCGCUACCGCCAGGCACGCAGCAUCAGCGAUGUCUGCAUCCUGCACCUGGCUCUGUCCGACCUCCUGCUGCUCCUGACGCUGCCCUUCGCCAUCCUCGACACGCUGCAGGGCUGGUCCGCGGGCACAGCCGCCUGCAAGGCGCUGCAGGGUCUCUACGCCCUCAACUUCUACAGCGGCUUCCUCUUCCUCACCUUCAUCAGCGUGGAUCGCUACGUGGCCAUCGUGCGUGUGCCGGCCGCCUGCCGCCUGCGGCCCCGGGCUCGCCGGCUCGGCUGCCUGGCAGCGGGGCUGGCCUGGGGGGCGGCCGCGCUGCUGGCACUGCCCCCGUUCAUCUACAGCCGGGCAGAGCAGCACCUCGACCUCCGCCUCUGCCGCGUGGCGUUUCCCCGCGAGGUCUCACGGGCAGCCCGCGGUGCCACCAACCUGCUGCAGGUGCUGCUGGGCUUCGCGCUGCCCUGCCUGGUGAUGACGAGCUGCUACGCGGCCGUGGCACGGACGCUGCUGGCGAGCCGCGGUGCCCAGCCGCAGCGGGCUCUGCGGGUGCUGCUGGCCCUGGUGCUCGCGUUCGUGGCCCUGCAGCUGCCCCACAGCCUGAUGGUGCUGCUGGACGCGGCCGAGCUGCUGCUCCCCUGGGAGAUGAGCUGCGCGCAGAGCCGCCGCAAGGACCUGGCGCUGCUGGUCACGGGCGGGCUGGCGUACCUGCGCUGCUGCCUCAACCCGCUGCUCUACGCCUUCCUCGGGCAGCGCUUCCGCCGGGAGCUGCGGCGGCUCGCCAGCGAUGCCGGCUGUGCGGGGUGUCUCGGUCCGCGCUGCUCCGGCCGCUCCAGCCCCCGCCGGCGGGCAUCGCUCUCCAGCUACCUGGACGUGAUGUAG